CAGAAUAAUUAAAAAUGUCAAAAUAAAUUAAAUGUUAAUUUUCUUUAGUUUUAGCAAUACAUUGAGAUUAUUUCUGCAAUAUCUAUUUAAUUUUUCUGCUAUUAGAGCCAUACAUCAAAUAAAGCUGUGCACUUUUUAAGAUCGCACGAACAAACAGCACGUUUUUUGAAUUAAGCGCGCGUACACAGAUUGUACCGGAUUGCCGAAUGAAGGUUUUGAAGACCCAUCAUGUAUGGAAAAAUUGUGGUGAUUAAAAGAAAUGGAGCAGAUGGAGCCCAUUUUCCCCUCAUCAACACUUCAUGCUGGUUUGGAAGGAGCAAUGAAUGUGAUAUCCGGAUCCAGUUACCAAGUGUGUCAAGAGAACAUUGUAAACUUGAUGUGAAUUCAGAAGGCCAGGUGUUUGUCUCCAAUGUCAGCAAUAUAACCCCAACUCAGAUCAACAAGAAAGAGUUGACAGACCCUCAGUUGUUAGAACAUGGGGAUCUUAUCACCAUUGUUGACAGAUCUUUUCGAUUUGAGUUUCCCCCAGACUCAAAAUAUCAUCCUAAUAAUGAGAAGCUGCCAUGUUCUUCCAAGGAAUUAGAUCUACAAAAGAGUAUUUCGCAAAAAGUUUUAUCUCCAGAAUCACAGCCAGCAGCUUUGGCAGAUUCCAAGCAGUCUCCAGUAACACCAUUAUCUCUACGAUCACAAAAUGUUAUGACAACAAACCUGGCUGUUGUUUCUCCAAAGAAAACACCUACAAGUGGAAGAGCACAGAACAGCAGCACAGGAAAGCCAGAAACAAAAUCUAAUCCCUUGGAUGAUCUGUUAGACGGCUUGUCCCCAACCUCCUUCUAUAAAACAACCCCUCCAAGAGCGCUAAAGGGAGCAAGAACAGUCAGUAAAGACCAGACUACACCUGGUAAUCAAGAGGAAACAUUUUUAUCUUCUAGAAGCUGCAAAAGUCCUCUAAGAAAGAGUUCUGAGCUGCCUGCAAGGAGCCCACAUCUUUCUCCAAAAGGUUCAAGAAAAAUUACCUCCAAUCGCCGUCGCAAGUCUCAGCCAUCCUUUGAAGAAAAUGUUUCUCCUCCAAAGAAGAAAAGAGUGUCUUUUGGACCAAAUCUCAGCCCAGAGCAAUUUGACAAAACCCUUCCGCCUAAAACCCCAGUUAAGAAAGGUGCCAUGCCUCGCAAAUCGUUUCCUUUAGUGAUGAAUACACCUCAUUCUGUGCUGAAGAGAAGGUCAGUGGCUGUCACUAUUUUAGAAGAAUCAAGUGCUAGAAUUUCGCCCAGCCAAGGUACAGAUUCUGAUGGAUUGUCUCUGACCAAGUCCAAAUCACCUGCUCAUGGCAGAAGCAACAGCCCCGGAUCCCUCAAGAAAACAACUGUUUCUGGGGCAUCUACCAGUCCAUUUUAUCCUAAAGGAAGCCCAGCUAUUGUUAAGAAAACAAUUACAAGUCAAGAAUUACCAGACUACAAUAGCAGCAAUUCUUGUUUACCUGCAAGAGGACAUGAUCUGCUACAGCAAACUGUUGAAAAAACAACAACUCGAAGACAAAGUAGAUCUUCUCAUCGACACUACUUCACAGCAACAUCACCUGAUAGUGUAGAAAAUGCAGCUUCUAAUGGUGAAGAAGCCCUUGUUUCUCUUUUUCAAGAUCAAAGGACGCCAAGGACAGCUACUAAAAAUAAUUCUUCAGCACUUGCCAGAUCAUCAUUGCAGAAUCCAUUGGAAGAACAAGCUCAGGCUGGCAUUACCAGAAACAUUCCAGAUGCCUUACUAAAUUAUGCUGUUCAAAACAUCACCCAAGAUCACACUCCUAAAAACAAGAUAAUGCAGAGUCCUGUUGCAGAACAUACUCCUUUGUUGCAGCAGACAUCACUUGAGCUCAGUGAGCAAAAUUGUCAUCAGAUGUCACACAUACAUAAAACAUCAAAGAAAAGGUCUUCUGCAGGUGCCCUUCAGAAUAUACAUUUUACUACCCAAAAAACGGAAAAGACUCCAGUGUUAACAAAAAGCUGUGGUCACUCUAUCUGAUAGAGUUUGAGUUGCCAGGUGCCGAAGGUACUUCUUUCUUCCACAAGUCCAGCAGCUGCUAGAACCCCUGCAGAAAAAACAUCAGUUCAGUCUCUUGUACUGACAUCUGUUCCUAGCACGGUCAUUUCAGAAACUGCAAGUAGACUUGAGCAAUCAUCGCCUUGUGAAUUCUCACUUAGGCAACCUAGAGCUCAGAGUAAGUCUCCAACUAGGACACCGGUAUCUGCUGAUCCUGUAAUUUCUCAUAAAUCACCAAGAACAUCACAGAGAGAAUCUUUCAUCACAAGCAAAGCAGUCUUAACUUUGAAAAAUACUGCUGCCUUAGAAGAAAGCAGGUCUUCAAGGAGGAGUCAAGCAUCAAACAGCACAGUCACCAAAUCUGUCACACCAAGCCCUACAGGAAUAAUGAAAACAUCCAAAAGACCAUUGGCUGCAUGUGUGAGCCCAACUGGAAUAGUUAAACUCAUGAAAACACCAAAAGUGCCCAAAUCUAUGACACCAAGCCCCACAGGUAUCAAAAGAAUAAUGAAAACACCCAAAAGACCAUUGGCUGCAUGUGUGAGCCCAACUGGAGUUGCUAGACUCAUGAAAACACCAAAAGUGGCCAAAUGUGCCACACACAGCCCUUCAGGAAUCAAAAGGUUAUUACGAACACCUUUAGCUUCAAAACCUGUGGCUAUCACUUCCCCCAAUCUAACAGGUCUCAAAAGAUUAAUGAAGACACCCAGACAAACAGCAGCUACUGCUGCAAGCCCAGUUGGAGUUGCCAGACUCACGAAGACCCCAGAAGAUGUACCUACUGUAUCUAUCACACCUAGUCCUUCAGGAAUUAAAGAAUUACUUCAAACCCCUAAAGGUGCAGAUUCUGGUGCCAUCACUACCCCAAGCCCAAAUGGUAUUAAAAGAGCACUAAAAACUCCCAAACCUACCAGACUGUCGUCAGGUCCCACACCAAGCCCAGUUGGGCUCAUAGAACUGAUGGAAACUCCAAGAGCAGCUCGAUCUGCCAUCGCUGCUACUCCAGCUGGGUCGACCAGACUUAGGACUCCUAGCUCCUCGACGUUGGUUUUACCAGACACUCCUCAUAUCCUUUCUUCUGCCGUGAUCUCUUCCAAUAAGGUCAAGACACCUGGCUCUGCUGCAGAGAAAGUUCGCAAGAGCCUUCGCUCCAGCAGAUCAAACAAACUAAUGAAAACACCAAACUCAGUAAAUAAAGGGCUAGCAGAUAUUUCUGGAGUAGCUGAAUUGUUUAAAACACCAAGGACAUCAGACUCUCUCUCCUCCGAUUGCACAAGUGCAAAGUCCAAGGACAAGACACUUGUAAACCAGGUGCAGGCAACCAAGAUGGUCAGCCCAGUGGGCAGGUUGAUGACUGCUUUUACUGAUCCAAAUAAGAUGGUGGCAUUGAAAACUAUCCAUCAGAAGAAAACAUGGUCUGAUGUAGUGAAGAAUGGGUUACCUGCAGAAAGCUCAUUCAAACCCAUGUCCAGCACAAUGCGAAAGAUGGUGACCAGAAGGAAGACAUCCAGCCAAGUGGCUUCUCAAAUGGUUAAGAGAACAGGAAAAUCUCCCAAAACACCCAGAACUUUAACAAGGCUUAUAGCUUCAUCCACAGGUCACGUUGACAGCCCAGAGACACUGGUUGUUGGCAAAAUGGUGUCCAAAGGAAGACCAACAAAAAGAAGAACAACUCUGGUACUACAUCAAGCCAAAACAACUCAGCCAGUGGUGAGUUCCAUGGAAAUGAAUGUCAGCUUCACGGGCGUAAAAGAGCUUUUCCAGACACCACCUGCCUAUAACACUGAAGAAGCACUUUAUGCUGACAUCCCUGACACCCCUGGUGGUCCAGGAGAAAUGAUAGUGUCCCCUUUGUCAAACAAGAAAGGUGGUGGACAGUCAUCUGCCAGAAAGGGUGGUCGCAGGAGUGCAGUUCUUGUGGGCAUUCGUCAUCUGUUCCACUCUACAAAAGUUUCGAAAGAGCCCAGGCUGUCAGGUGUUCGUAGGCUGGUUGCCACACCCAGGAACAAGCAAAAGGUCUCCCCAAGUUUGGCUGGCAUAACACGCUUACUGAGGACACCUAAAGUGAAAAUUCCUGCUGUUCUAAGUCCAUCAGGUAUUCAAUGUAUAUUUGCUACUCCCACAAAUUCCACAUCUUUGCCAGUAGCAAAAAGAAAGAAAUCCUAUGAGAACCAGUUAUUUGCUCAACCAUCUGUGGCAGAAAAAAUCACAGAAGCAAAGCACCAAAAGGUGGCUGAGACAUUAAUUGUUGAUGCUCAUGAACAAGGAUACUCCAUGUCUGUGCCUGGCUCAUCCGAAAUCAUAGGAAAAGUAAGUGUCACUCCUAAUUCAGCACAUCAUGAUUCACCCCUGGUAUCCACACCUAAGCAACAAGGACUUCAAAUUGCUGCAGAGGUAGAAAUUCCAGCUGACCCAAUUCUUAGUGCUAGUGUUCAAAAGACAGCAGCUGCAAUAACAGUAAUAACAUUGAAUGACAAGGAAGAUCCUAACUUCCUACCUUCAGCAUCUACAAAGGGCAGGUUAAGGUCCAGCCUUAGAACUACAACUAGAGUCACUUCAUCCAAUGCAGUUUCUAAUUUUGUCAAGGAAACAGACUCUGAGGUAUCAAGCCAUGUUCUAUGGAAAGUUUCUUCUGUCGAGAUGCCAUCAUUAAACUCCAAGAAAGACAAGUAUAAGUCAAGAUCUAAGACAGCAGCCAAUCAGAUUCAAACAAGUCCUAAAUCUCUUCCUGGUUUGUCAGAGGAAACAGUUAAAAAUGGUGACCUGCUUAUCCAUAAGGUUUCAUUGCCUGAUGUGUCCUCUUUUACUGAAGGAAGUCAAGAAAAAGUAGCUUCCACUCCAGUGCGUGGCACUAGACGUAGAGUCACACUAAUCACCCCAGCAAAGAUAAACUUCAUUACUCCAGCACCUUUAAAACGUAGAGGACGCAGUAAAGCAAUUUUGAUGUCAGCCUUUAAAGAGCCAUCUGCAAUUCCACAGCUAGAUACAGAGAGCUCCUUUGCUUUAAAGCCAGCAGGAAGGAAAACUGUAAAAGAUUUGCCUGGCAAAAUGUUGGACAUCACAGAAUCUGCCCAAAAAGCUAUAGAUACAUCAUUUGCAGAUUCAUCUGUACCUAAGUCUGCCUCAAGGAUAAAAAAUGGAGGCAUAACUCAACCACAACCAGACACCACUGUAGCAAUAUCUGCAGCACCGAGUCCUAUUAAACUCAAAGGAAGACAGGGGGAAAGACUUCAUGUAAACAUUGCUAAAUCAAGUGGUAAAAAGAAGAAUGCUGCUUCAAAGCACUCUGGUAGCCUAACUGAACUAGAAGUGUCUGUGCCUACCAAAAAUCAGCAAGGAGCAAGCACUGAGGUGCUCUCAAAUACUACAGGGGCAAGCCCUGUCAAUACAAAAAGAGAUUUGAGAUCUAAGACUGCUGAAUCUAUCUGUACAACCAAGUCAUUGGUGAAGAAAGGCAAGUCAAGGCAGGCCCUAGUGGCUGCUCAGAUUGGUUGGACAGCUGUGUUGCAAUCUGAAGGAUUUACACCGUCUGAAAUAGUUUGUGCUGUUGAAACCAGCCCUGUGCCAGUAUCUAAGAAAACCAGACUUGCUAAAAAGGCCCUAGUCAAAAGUUCCACAGCUUCCCUAGAAGUAGCUGAAGUACCUGCUUUACAGUCUGAAGCAAGUCAGGCUUCUGAAAUCUUUCCUACACAAGCAAGUAAGGGCAGCAGAAGAGGAAGAAGAGGCCAGGCAAAUUCUUCACUGGCUGCUUUAGUUGCCAGUGAGAUGGAUAAAACAACUGUUUUACAGUCACAAAACAUCAAGGCUGCAUUAGCACCAAAGAGAGGUAGAGCUAAAAAGCAAGCAGAUACUUCAGUCAUGUCUACAUGUACCACUGAAGAAGCUGAGGUAUCACCUUUGCAAAUUGAAGGACUUUUACAAGCACAUAAUAAACAGCUGUCUACACCAGCAGUAAAGAGACGGAGGACUAAAAAAGGCCAGGACAAGGCAACUGGUUCAGCAGGAACAGCAAACAUAUGUAAAAUGCAGAAGGCAGGAUUACUAUCAGAAACUACACCUACUUUAGAACCCAGUCCUGCAGCCCCAGUGAAGAGAAAGACAAGAACUAAAGUAAACACUUUAUUUCAGGCUUCUAGUCAAAAAGGCAUAAAAAGUAGACUGAGAAGUAAAUUGAACCAGCCUGAAACACCAGCUCCAUUACCUCCAUACACAUCAGGAAGAAACAGAUCAGCCAGUACCACAGACUUGGAGCCUCCAACUAAACAGGUUGCUAUAGCCAAGUCUAAGACACCACGUGUUGAGGGAAAUAGAGCUCUCAGGCUUCAAAGAAAUCAGAUGGGAAAGAGCAAAGAACCCAGUCCUAUCAAGUCUGUAGCCAGAAAAAGCAAGCAAGAAGUUUCAACAGAAUCUCGUUCUCCUGUGCAGAGAGGCAAACGAAAGACAGCCCCUGUUUUGAAGUUAUCCUCCCCAAAGAGGAAAAGAGAAAGUACCACAGACUUGGAGCCUCCAUCUAAACGGGUUGCUAUAGCGAAGUCUGAGACACCAUGUGUUGAAGGGAAUAGAGCUCUCAGGCUCCAAAGAAACCAGAUGGGAAAGAGCAAAAAACCCAGUCCUGUCAAAUCUGUAGCCAGAAAAAGCAAGCAAGAAGUUUCGACAGAAUCUCAUUCUCCUGUGCAGAGAGGCAAACGAAAGACAGCCCCUGUUUUGAACUUAUCCUCCCCAAAGAGGAAAAGAGAAAGCAACGCCAAGACUGCUGACAAAAGCAACAGAGAGGCAGUGACUCUGGUUGCUAUUAGACACACACGCCGCAGUAAGGCUAGCAGAGUUGUAGUCCCAUCAGCCACUGUCCCAAAGAAAAGAGGAAAGAAGUGAAUGCAUGUCUUCACAGCAUCUCAGAAGAUGCACAUGCAGGUUAAAUAAACAUUUCACUUGGUCUGUAUUGCUUUGUAAAGGCAGCAUAGUCAAUUUUUAUUGUUUGUUCUUGCAAAUGUUAAUGUUGGGGUGUUUCAGAUAUUCUUGGGAGUGUGGGACAUAAGCAGGAUGCUUCAUCCAUGAUAAUUUAGAAUUUAUUAGUGCUGUUAUCAUCUUCAAAUAAACUAUAGGAGGGUGACUCAAAAUAAUUACAGCAUUUUGGAUUUCAUAUCUCUCCAUAGGAUAAUCUAAUAUUGAAACAAUGCUUUUUGUGCAUAUAGCUGAUAAGUGUUUGAUUGCAUUUCAUUCCUGACUUUACGCUUGUAUCAUAUUCAGCAAAUACUUACACUGCUUCUUUCGUCGCAUUCAGGUGAUCCUCUUUAGCAUUUGUAAAGCACAGCACACUCUGCUAGGAACAGUGGCCAUAGGCUGGAAGUUGCAUCCUUUAAAUUGCUUUCCCUUUCAUCUUUGUUAACACUUGUCUCCCUUUAAUACUGUCGCUUUUACUAGUGCUUGUAUUGGAUCUUGUCGUUGUAAACAGUAUUCAUCUUUAACAGUAGGCUUUAGCUAUGAUAAGCUGUUCAAAAGGAACUCCCAUGCAGCAGACUGUACAUAUCGGUGGUCAAGAUUGUUUAAUUUGUGCUGUUUAUGUUAAGAUGUGCUUGAGAUUUGUAAGUUUUCUGCAGAUGAAUGUCGUAUGUAUUGGCUGCAGCAUUUUACUCUAAAACUUUGUGUAUAUAAUUUCUUGUAAAAUAAUGUAGAUAUAUAUAUGUGUGUUUUAUAGUGUUGGUAACAUUUAAGUUCUUUUCACUCUAGAAUAAAGCUGCAACUGCACUCCGACUGAAAUAAAGUACUAUGAAUUUAAAGGAAUUUAACAAUAUGUAUAAGGUUGUAGAAGAGAGAUUAUAAAUGAUUCAAAAGGUGAAGGUUACCGUCAAAAGGUUGCACAACUAACCCAUCAGUCCAAACUGUACUGUGCGAGUUAAGUGUGUUCUGAUAUAGGCAAUAGACUGACUGCAUUAAGCAUAUUACAUUAAAGUCUUUAAAGCAGUCAUAAAGCCUUUGACACAUUUUGCUUUAAGGCCCUGACAACUAAAAUUGUUGUACAAUUUGAUUUAUAUUUUGUUAUUCAGUUAUGCUGCACUUUUCACCAAAACAGAUUUGUUUUAAAACAAAAGUGGUUGCAUUGAACUUUUACUUUAAUCUUAUAUGACAGUGUAAAUGAAGGUCAGUUUCUUUUACAAUAUACUUGGGCUUUUUUUUUUUUAAGAAAUAUUUUAUUUUUAUGCCAAAAACAGGACAAAAUUAUUAUAUGCAAUUUUCUAAAAAGUUUUGAAUUUAUAAUCCCCUUUUGUUUGAAUGCUUUUUAUACAAAGUAUUGAAAUUGGCUUUGUUAUUAUGGUUUUAAUGCUGUACUGAUGUUCUUCCUAGAUUCAAAAGUUUUCUACAGGAAUAUUGAAACUAAGAAAUAAACAACUUAUCCAAAA
Messenger RNA from Pomacea canaliculata, 8432 nucleotides. RefSeq names its product proliferation marker protein Ki-67-like. Gene Ontology annotation, molecular function: protein binding. The record is from RefSeq and is a predicted model, not a curated record. Gene Ontology annotation, cellular component: nucleus; chromosome. NCBI's taxonomy places the organism in Eukaryota, Metazoa, Mollusca, Gastropoda, Architaenioglossa, Ampullariidae. Gene Ontology annotation, biological process: regulation of mitotic nuclear division; regulation of chromosome segregation.